AUGAAGCUAACGACCUGGAAUAUUAGGGGUUUUGGGAAACCAGGGAAAAGAAGAAAAAUUAGGGGAUUUCUCAAGGAGCGAAGAGUUGAUUUGGUGUUUUUUCAAGAAGUCAAGAAAGAUAGGUUGCCAAGGGAAGAAGUUCGUUCGAUUUGGCCUGAUGAUGAUUUUGAUUUUUUGAGUGUGGAUGCAGUUGGUUUGGCUGGAGGAAUAUUGUGUCUUUGGAGAACUUCGUUUUUUGUAUUAUCAGAGUGUUGCAGUUCUAGGUGCUUCAUUUUGUUAUCAGGUACUAUCCUUCUAGACUUUGAAUGUGUAUUUAUCAAUGUCUAUGCACCGAAUUAUGUCUCAAGGAGGGGUCAGUUGUGGAAUGUUAUUAGCAAGUUAAAGUCAGGUUUUCCUACACCAUGGUGUUUGGGAGGGGACUUUAAUGAGAUUAGGUUCGUAGGGGAAAGAAAAGGCUGUACAAGAAGGGGUAGAGGCAUGAUAGAAUUUAAUAAUUUUAUUGAAGGGUUGGAAUUGUUUGAUCUGCCAAUGUUCGGUAGGCAAUUCACAUGGAGAAAUUCAGGGGAUGGGGGCAGGUGGAGUCGUAUUGAUCGAGUUCUAUUGUCAUCUGAAUGGUUGGUAAAAUUCAAGUUGAAGUUGUGGGGUUUACCAAGGGGUGUUUCUAAUCAUUGUCCUUUGCUUUUAAUGGAGGAUGGAAGGGAUUGGGGGCCAAAGCCGUUCAAAUUUAUUAAUGCCUGGCUUUUACAUCCAAGUUUUUCUUCCAUUAUUAAGAAGUCAUGA
Messenger RNA from Camellia sinensis, 780 nucleotides. RefSeq lists its product as uncharacterized. Lineage: Eukaryota; Viridiplantae; Streptophyta; Magnoliopsida; Ericales; Theaceae. Gene Ontology annotation, molecular function: catalytic activity. The record is from RefSeq and is a predicted model, not a curated record.